AGUCCAUGUGCAGCUUUUUACGGUAUGUGAAACAGCCUUGUACGGGAAGAGGAGACGAGACUGAACCUUUAAGGGAUCGAUUAAAAGACUGGGUUAGUAUCUUUCUGUUGUAGAUGUGUCUGACUCUUACUGAAAAUCUAAAGGUAGAAUCCCUACCUUUAAUUUAAGCUAUAUUUGUAAAACGAUCUCUCUUUAGUUUGCUAACCCGCUGUGUUAGCAUACAACCGAAGUGCUAUCGUCUCAUUAUAUGUUCCUCUUUCUCUCUGUGUCUGUCUGUCUCCAGUAUUGUCAGGUGGCACCGAGCCUUUGAAUUCCGACACCGUCCAGAAAACCACGGCUUGACCUCUGGGUUUGGGAUCGUUUCCUCUCUCUCUUUCUUUCUCUCUCUCGGUGACUGUUUUGUGUGAACCGAUCAGGGAUGUCUGGACAGAGUAUAACGGACAGGAUAACCGCCGCUCAGCACAGUGUCACCGGCUCGGCGAUUUCAAAAACGGUGUGCAAAGCGACCACGCACGAAAUAAUGGGACCAAAAAAGAAACAUUUGGACUGUGAGUAUUCCCACUGUGAACUAUCUCUUGGUUACUGUUGAUUUGUCUUUGUUUUAUUGUUAGUUGAGGUCGGAGUACAAACCUCUAUGAAUGCGGCGCUGAGGCCUGCACGUGACGUCAACAUGACGUGUAACAAUAACGUUAUGUUAUUCAGCCCCAGUCCACUAAUAUAUACUCAAUAUCAGCAUUUAAAUACACGGUACACUGUUUGAAUGAGUGGCAGGCGCUCUAGACGGCUGCUCUGUCAGCAGGGAUAGACACUAACUAAUCACAUUCACUCAUUCACUCCUGUAUUUGAGGAGGUUUCUUUGUGUGUGUGUUCCUGUUUUGGGAUUAAAAUCUGUGCUUUUACUGUUGCUAAACCAUUUCCUGUUGGGAAUUAUUGUACCUGGCAGCAUUUCAAUAACUUACCUGUUACAGGGUAAACUUAAGAGGGGGUAGUGCUGAGUUAUUCUAUUAAAGUUGAAGUAGGGCUGGGCGAUAUGGAAAAAAGUUUAUCACAAUAUAUUUUUUCUGUAUCAGGUGAUAUUGAUAGAUAUCACGACAUAAAAAAUGAAAUUUAACAGUGCUUAUUGGCAGCAUGUCUUCUGCAAUACAAUAAGCUACUGCAUCUGUGCGGUUUUUGUAUCUCGUUGACGAUUUGUCGUGAGGCAUUGCGCUAGAAAAAGCGGACUGAAUGGUUGACUGUUUUGGCUGCACAGGCGCCAUGGGUGGGUUACAAUGGGGGUUUUAACAUUUUGCAUUGCGCGUACACUGCUGCAUGGCACUACUUCAGGUGGUGAAAAGGAUUCGAGGUAUUUGUGGGAACAUGUACUGAUAUCAUUUUCAGUUCACAUUACUCUGCUUCAUGUCUGACCUCAAAAAACUAAAAUACCUCCACACCACCGAUGUUUUCGUGCCAGUGUUGUUGACGGUGGUUUCAUCAUUUGAGCCUUCAUCUGCGUUUCUGCCAGGGGUAGCACUCAUUUUCUUCUUCUCACCAACAGUGCUGUCAGCUUCAUGUGUUAAACUGUUGUGGUUGUGUGUAUCUGCAGCCUGCUACUACACAGUUGUUUGCUACUUGGUUCUAAUUCAGCACAUGAUUGGUUCAGUGCGAAGCGGACCCAGAGGAACUCUCCUUUUGAGGGAAAUUAAUUUUUGAUAUAAAUGUUGUUUUUGUUAUAUCGCCCAGCCCUAAGUUGAAGUAAAGUUUCUUUGAUCAUAUUUUUAAGCUGAAGUAAAACUUUAAAUCUGUUUGCUAAAAGCACUGAAUACUUACUUGUACCAAAGUGUUUACUAAAGUGUUUUUCCCAAACUUAUCGUUGUAGUGUAACUAACAGAAUUAAUGUUUGCAGUGAUUUUGAAUCUGCACAUUAUUUAGGGUGAAAUAGUUGAAUAUUUCUUACACGGUUACACUUAAGUCAUGACUGAUUGUGUAGAAAAGCUUUUAUAACAAGCCAGAAUUUGGAUUUCAUAUUAUUGGGAUGUAGGUACAAUGUUUGCUUGAUAGAUUUUUUUUUACUGGUUGCAAAUGCUGCAAGAGUUCUUAAUUUUCCGGGAGUAAAAUUUGUUUUCAAGUAACUUUUAAAAUAAUUUUGCCUCUAAAUAUCCAGAAAGAAGAUUUGUGUUUUGACUGGUCAGGUCAGUGGAGCACAGGUGUAACACAAAGGCUACCCAGUGACAAUAGCUUGAGUAAAUGUAAGAAAGUUUUCACACCCCUGAAAACACACAAAAUUUCAAUAAAUUGCCCACUGAUUGGAUGAUAUCUACACUGCCAAAUAAAUAUGUCCUAAUUCUAGUGACACUAUCUUAUCACACUUGAUUAACCAAUGCAGACGUCCAAGGUGCAAUCAUGGAUCUGAUUUCUAGGUAUUUCAAGCCAAACUUUUUAAGUAAGUUCCUUAAAAUAGGUUUUUCAUCUUUUUGAAGAAACAUAUUAAGAAAAUUUUGCUUGCCAUAUUUGCAGACAUUUUUACUCAUAAAGUCAAUGUAAUCACUCGUAAACACAAGCCUCUGCACAUCCAUUGGGUCAGAAAAUGAAAUAGAUGUAUUCAGUAACUUCACCCUGGAUCAAACCUCCAGCACCCUGUUGCUGUUGGUUUUAUUACAGAAUUUGGUUAUGCUUUUGCAUAGUGAAGUGGGGACGUCUUGGCACAGACCAGUUCUUUAACUGGGUUUUUCAGUUAAAAUAAUUGUUUUACUGAGUUUUAUUUCUGUACUGUGGUUUCUAAAAGCAGCCCUCUGUAUGACGCUAUAAGUUUUUUCUCAGGAUGCAUCUUGCUGCAGGUGUAAAUAUGUGAGCUGUGUUUGUUUUAGCUCUUUCUGAAAGUGUGCUUCAACGCUGACAUAGCCUUGAUCUUAGAAAACUGUGUCAGACAGCACUGCUGCUCACUUCAGGAAGAUGCCGUGAGCUUUCGGACUUUGACAGACAGCUUUAUCUCAGGAUACCGGCAAAUUAAUAUUCAGCAGGGUCAGACCAGAGCUACCAUCACCUGAUAGGUUAUUUUGACGCUGAGGUGCUUUUAAUGAGAAGAUCUUUCACCUACAUGCGCAGCUUUUGUGUUUAAUACAUUUGGAGAUGUUUUAUUGCUUGAUCUUGACAUUUUAAACUUUUGGAGGAUUUUGGAAAUGGUGCCAGGUGACACAGAGAGGAAGGAGCAGCUUGUUUGGAAUAUAUGAGCUGCAUUACUUAGAAGAAAUUGGUAAUUUUGCCACAGUGUCAACAGGUCAAGGUAAAGUGUGACUAUGAUCAGAUUGUACUUGGCAACGCUUCUCUGUCGAAAAAUGACACAUUAUUGCUAAGAAGUAUUGACCAAUCAGAAGCAAGCAUUUAGCUGGAUAAUAAAACAAACGCUGGUGCACUACAUUUAGUUGCCUUUUCAUUCGCUGAGCCCCUUGACAGUCCUAUCUCUGCGGUCGCACAGAGAUUGAGGAAGUGGCCUAUGGCAAGCCACCAAGAAGGAUUGCCAUAUGCAUGUGGUUUUGAGGCAAAAGAUAUGAUUUGUAGGGGAAUGUUGCUAGUUCCUCAGCUGAUGCCAGAAGUUUUGCAGCACGUCACCAGUUGCUAGAGCAACAUGCCAGUCCCCCUCAUACAUAUUACACAUCUCUAUCCAGAAUUGUAAUGAAAGUAGAGUAGAGAGUAUGCCGCCUGGAUCACAUUUUUCUUAUCUGUGGUAUUAACUGACCCAGAAACAAACCAUAUAGCCUGUUGCAUAUAACCUGCAACCCUGUCUUUUGGCCUUGUUUGAGCAAUUAAAGCCAAACAUGAUUUUGUAUCUUAUCCGUUUUUCCAUCAGCUCAAACAGUACAAAGUAAUGAGGUCAUGUUCUAGUGAACUUCCUGAUCUCAAACGAUAGGGUCAUAUAUGGUCCCAAUGUGGGGCGCCUGAACUGGUCUUUACCUUAGAUAGCCCAGAGAUCCACCGGCCUGCAGGGUUUCACUUAAGUUGAGGUAUUUAAAGAGGGCUGAAGGGUGCACUUGUGUUUGGAGUUUUUGACCAGCCCUAAUGUGUCCAGCAAACUUCCCUGUGUCCCUCCAAUUAGGAAUGCAGAUGGUGGCCCCCUCUAGGGCUACCACUAAGCUUACACUGCACUACUGUCCGCAUUCUUCAACACCGGCCUGCUAGAUAAACUUAAGUGACAUAACUUCACAAGACCCUGCAGUUAUCAAACACCGCUGAGGGAAGGUUGAACAAUUCAAGCUUUCCGAACUGCUUUGCUUUGCUUAAAUGUUCCACUGUGAAGAGGAAACUUCAGGACACUUCUCUCAGUGUGGUUUUUAGUGUUUGUAAAAGUGCAGGUUGUAAUGUGGUCUUUAAAAUUCCAGGAAUGCUUAUUGUGUACACUUUUUCUUGACUGAAAGUUAUGGUCUAUGGAACGUAAGUGAAGUCUUAGUAGUCCAGGUUAAUUGCUAUCAUGGAAAGAUCACAACACACUGCUGUUAAAGCGCUCAAAGGUCUGCUCUGACACACUGAGUGUGUGACAUCAGCAGUGACUGUUGACCUCAGAUAGUAGCAGAAACAUGUUGACUCCGUCUAUUGCUUUUCUGUCUCUAUACUGAUGGUUAAGUAGGUGCUGAGCUUAAGGUGGAUAUGAGGUAAAGUCAGGGGCUGAAAUAAAGUUAUUUGAAAUAUCUGUUUGAAAUAUUAAAACAAAAUAUGUUGUGUAAUAACACAAAGUGUUUGUGUGUGUCCCUGUGUAUACGUUUGUGUGUAUCCCUGUGUAGCGCCAUCAUGCAGACAGCUAAGCAGCAGCACAGGGUAAUAUACUCUGUGCAUCCAUUUUUAAUGAGUAGGCUUUUUUGGUGUAAAUAUUUACCAGCGUUUGAUGAUUAAAUCUUUGGAAUUCAUUUGCCAAACUUAGGAUCUGCCCACAUUCGAUGCUUGAUUUCAGACCCUGCAUUAUUCUGGUAUUUUAGGCUUUUUUAUUUUCUUACAUCAAUCCUUAAAUUACCUUUUAAACUUUGAGGCAGGUCAACAAGUCGGAACUGUUGAUGCUGCCCUUUAGACUUGAUGUCUCCAAGUUUCUGACAAAGGAAAAUUAAUCUUAUUAUGGUUUUUGUAAACGGUUAAAACAUUGAGGUCCUAUUACAAUACACCUCUCUAACAACAAUAGGGGUGGGAGAAAAAAUCGAUACAGCAUAGUAUCACUACAUUUUGUCUGAUGAUAUAUCGUAUCGUCUCAUUGACAAAGUAUAAUUUUUUUUCAAAUCAAUUGUUAAUAUGAAGUCAAAUCUAUGAUAAUGGAAAAAUAAAAUCACUGUUUGUCCAGUGAGGUUGGCAGAGGUGACAUCAUAGAGCAGGAGAAAGUUAGCACAACAAAUAUAGCAGCAUCUGGGGAAAGCCAUUAAAAAUGCAAACAGGGCACCAAUGAGAUGAACCUGACACAUGAGGUUUGCAAGAUGUGUUACAUGAAAAUAAAAUACUGUGUAGAUAAGACAAACAUAAGGGAAAGACAAAUGCUAAAUUAUCCGAACAGUUCAAAAAAUUGUAUAGAUCGCAAUAUAUUGUAUCGCAAUACUCACUGUAUUGCAAAAUGUUAAAAAUCGCAAUGUUAUCGUAUCGUGGCCCAAGUAUCGUGAUAAUAUCGUAUUGUGGGGCCACUGGUGAUUCCCACCCCUAUACAACACAGCACUGAUAUAGCCUUGCUUCAGUUGUACACAGCAGUCAAAGCGGGGGUGCCGGACCCUCACCUCAGCAGAGAGUCACUUUGACAUGUAAUAGGAAGCGUGGACUAUAAAUGCAUGUCCGGCUGUUUUGAGUGAGCUUAAAAUUAAACCAGUAUUUGUUUAUGUAUUUAAAAUAGUGUUUUUCUAAAAGUAGACUCUUCUAGGAAUUAUUGCAAUACACAGCUUAUGAAAAGUAUCACAAUUUAUCUCAAUAUACCAUGUCAUCACUUCUGUUUUAGGAUAUAAUGGUUGGCAUUACACUUGGGUGACCAAAAAAAUACACCUGAGUGGUCAGUCUGCGUGUGGGAAGCACAGGCUGCUACUUACUCUUUAUUUCACCUAUUCUUUGUUUUCUGCACACCUGACAUUCAUUGUCUCCACAUGCCUGAAUGACAGGACAGAACUAAAAAUAGAGAUUUUCUCCCGAUUCAGCAGAAAAAAACAUAAGCUCAGUAUCAUAUGAGAAGCAGGUGGUCUGUUGCUCCGUGUAAUCAUCGCCCUGUAUGUGUGGACGGUCAACAGUGCUCAAGGUGGCCCAGGAUACAUGAGCAGACACUCUGCCAUACCACUGUGGACACGUGUCCCAGACCACCUCCACAUGUGGCCUGAGUGAUCCGAUCUCAAACUGUGCUCAGGACACAUUGGAGGUUAUUUAUUUAUUUAUUUUUUUUUUAAGGCUGUCUACUUAUGAUACCAUCACCCGGAAUACACGUUAAUACCAGAUGUAAACAGGAUCUAAUCUGUCAUCCUCUGCUGAGACAUGUCUCAGAGGUGCUUACAUAGCUGCUGUGCAAUGUAGAUUGAGAAUAUAUGCAGCUUUAAGAGGGAGAAAUUCUCUAUUAGAUUGCUACCGUAAGUUAUCAAUAAGCUAUUAAAUUAUUUAUUUCUAAACGCACAAGUUGCUACCUUUCCGAAAAAAAAAGCUUUAUAAUACUUUAUCAAUAAUAUUUUCAAUGUUGCACAAAAGUUGGUCUGAAAUUGUGCUUUUCUAUCUCUGUGAUUAUCAUCUGACAAGCACAUAUUUUCCUGGUUACCCAGGUGACCAGCUCGGCCCCAUCCAGAGCAGCAUCUCUGCAUCACCUUUUUAAACCACUGGACAGAGCAGCCAGUGAAAAAGACUCUAGAUAGCCCAACAGCAACCUCAGGGGUAAGACAGUUGAAGGAAAACGAGGUGAAUAAAUGCAAGUUGUUUGUGAUCAUUCAUUUGUAAGUUUCAGAGAAAGCGCAUUUACUCAAACAACAAACCCUUCAACAAAAAUAGGUAUUUAAUGAAAUGUAAAAUAAGUGGUUGCAGCAUCCUGAGCAUCAUAAUUAAUGAGAGAGCCAGUUAGCUAGCUAGCACUUAGAGAGCUACAGUUAAUAUUUGGUUGUAAUUUACAAAAUUGUACUUCAUUAAACACGUCAUGUGACAAACGGAUGUGAUUGCACCAUAAAAUACAGAAUUUAGAAAACUUGAAAUAAUAAAAUCCAACUCCAUAAGACCUUAUGCUUUUGCAUCCUUAGAAUCCCCCCCAGAAUCAUAAAACGUAUCAGAAUAUGGAGCCAUAAUACCUUGUCUGUACAUUUGAACCCUCCCCCAUGGCUUCACCCUCCUACCCUUAAUGUAGUGCUGCCCAAGGAGCAUGUGACUGCAGGGGCAUCAAGUGACAGCCCUUAAAAAGAGUGCUGACACCCGGUCUACCAACUGAGCUGAAUGGAGCCCUCUGUGACGCUGAAAGGUCCGUGAGAUUCAAUAGCACGGCCCGGACUAGAUUCCAAUGAUAUGCCUUCUCCUUUAAUCAACCAGAGCUCACAGCACUGAAGCUGAGAGGUCUUGUCAACAGGUGACACCCUACUGUCGAAUGAUUCUAGACAAUCGGUGUCAGACUUAAGUUUGUCUGUUUUAUGCAGUACUCCUUUAUGCUUACAAUCCUUCAUUAAAAAUAACAAUAACAGGUAGUGGUCUUAUACUGGGGUACACAUCUAAAGCCUGCUUCCAGUAGCUCUACAGUAAGCCAGUGGAAAACUCUGAAUUUUCACAAUGUGGUGAAAGUUUCAGAUUUCCCUGUGAGUUUACCUAAUUUAGACAUUUCCUGAAGCAGGAAGUGUUGCUCUUGUUCAUGGAGCAAGCCUUAGAUGACGAAGAGCAAAUUUGUCCAUAGGAAGUCAUUGCACGACCCAACCCCUUCCUACUGCACAUGGGAACUGAGCUGAUCACAUGAGAGAUUGGCUGGGAUACUUUUGAUGCAUCUCUCUGUGAUUAUGCUGUUAAUUACAAUUAUAUAAGACUCCAGCCGCUCCGCAUGACCGCCGGAAUUCCCUCGACAACCCAGAAAUUCCUCAAUCCUGCUAUUUUAGGAUUCCUUAAAUGGAGAUGCAUGUAACUGAAAACCCUUAAUGUGUAAACCAAAAGGAGUUACACACAUAACAAAGCUGCCAAAAGGAAAAGUUGAAGCACCUGUUUUUUAUUUUUUAGCUGUUGUUAAAAUAGAUUCAACUUAAAUCAGUGUCUCUGUCGAGCUACAAAAAGACUCUUAGCACAGAUUUUGAAUGCAUGAAACUGCUGCUGCUGUUUUGUCUUGAUUAGCUCACCUUGUUGACACGUGUCAAGCGUAAGAGCAGGCAGUCAGUACAUAUCCCACUAGCUGGUAUCAUCUGUUGGUAACCUAUUGCUGCUAUUAGCGGUGAGUGAUAUGGCCUCAAAAUCUCAAUAUAAAUUCAAAAAUUGGUCAUAAUGAAAUAGAUUACAGUAAUUCAAGAAUAAAAUCCCUGAACAAAAUUAAGGGUCUGUGCAUGAGUCUCAGGAAAUCAUAAAUCAUAUUUUAGAAGAUGUGGAUAGACAUCUACCAUAAGGUCGCCCUGCCUUAUUAGAGAUAAUGAUGCGUUUAUGCAGCAUGGUAUGCUAAUUACUGACAGGUGUUCUGUUGAAUUGUGCUACCUUGUCAAAAACAAGCUUCUUCAGCACAAAUGCUGUGUUCAAAUUACCUCGGAAGUCAGAUGUUGGAGCUGAAAAUGGCAUCACAUCCGAGUUACCAGCGUUUCAGUUACCAAGUCGGAAAAAAAUUAAACAAGAUGGCUACAUGUAAGAAAGUUAUUUUGGCGCUUGCCUUAUAUUUGGACAAGGCUAGUGCUAAAAUUACCUCUGUAGAUGUAGUGAUCUUGCGUCCGCCUCCGAUGAUGCUUUUUUCUGACUUGGUAACUGAAACGCUGGUAACUCGGAUGUGAUGUCGUUUUCAGCUUCUAACUUCUGACUUCCAAGGUAACUUGAACGCAGCAAAAUCAACAGUGACCUUAUUCUGCAAAGAUCUCUGGGUGUUGUGAACAUUGAAUUUAGAAAGCUGUCAUGUGUUCAUGUCAUCUGAUUAUCAUGCAUCAUUGUUUUAGUUUUAGACAGACACUGCAGGGUGCUUUUAUCAGGUGUCCUUUGAAAUGAGCAAGUUUCUCCUCCAACCUUGUAUCCAUAGGGUGCACAUACUCACCGGGAACAACACACUCAGUCUUGUUAUCAGAAAUGUGUCUCCAGAUUGUCUCCUUUUCUGCCUUCCCAGCAUUCAGGCCGCAGGUUGUAAUAAAGCUCUAAUUUUUUUGAUGCUUGCUGCCAGCAGGUGUUUAGAUAGUCUUUUGAUAGGAUCGCUAAUAGUUGUUUGACUUGUUUGUCCUGACAGAGCAAACUAUUUUGUCCAAUCAGCAUUUAUAAACAGAGAUCUUGCCACAAUUAAGCUACUUUUUAUGUCGUCCUCUGUACUAAUUCUUGAAACAUUUGCAUAUUGAUUAUUGUCAACAUUAUCAUUGACCAAUGAACAUUGUGUGAAGCAGUUUCAUCUCUGUUUUAUUUGAUUAGAUUGAUUGUAAUGAAGAGAACCGGUGACGCAGAGAAAUGCUGUUUUUUGUGAGAUGUCUGUGAGGUCACAACUUGUCAUAUGCGGUAGGUCAGCACUAACAGCUGAAAUAGAGAAGUGUUUUUUCUGUGAUACUGGGAAUCCACUGCACUUCCUCUCGUGUCCACUUUACAAAACACUUGACUCAUGACUUCCUCUGUCAUGUUUUCAGUAUAUUUUUUAUUAGCUCCAUCUUAUUGUUGCCACCCUCUCCUGCUACCCUCGUGAAAUCCUCCAAGUGCACAAACCUUUCUAAAAUCUGGGAGUGUUGUGUGCUUAGAUGCUUUAUUUCUGCUGAUUUGAGCUUGUGUUACAGAGAUAAACCAGUUCUAAUUCCAUCUGUAAUGUGAAGAUGUGAAAAAAACAAAAACAAUUCCUUCUUAAAAAAAAAACCUUGUCGGUGAAGUUUCUUCCCAAAUCCAAACUUUAGACUUCGGUGCACGUUAAAUUGCCUGUUUUUUUAGAAAGGUUAGUGGACAAUCUCUGUUUAUUUGUGAGCAUCACUUUGAUUUGAAUGGCAUGAAUUGUUUCACGAUUUAAUGCAUCAUAAUUGGACAGGCAAGGUGUAAGGGAAUUGAUGAGCUCAAAUGAUUUUCAUUUUUUUGAAAGACGCGAGUCCCUAAUACCCACCCAGUGUUUGGUCCUCAUCCCUACUGAUAAAGCCUGGUUCAUGCUCCUGCACUGACUCGACACUGUAGCUACCCACAUACUUGCACGGUUGAAUGUCUGCAAAGCUCUGCAUUACUCUGCUUCUGUGAAUUCUAGCUAUUUUAUAUCUAUUGAUGUUUUCGAUUUUGUUUGUCUUUAUUGAUGGAACAGCUGAAGAGAGACAGAAAAUGUGGGGGGUAGAGAGUGGGAAAAGGGACUUGACCAGGAGUCAAACCAGCGAUUGUUGUGAUGAGGACUGUAUGGUUCACUAGACUGAUUGGUUGCGCACAGGAAACCAUGGCGACUGAAUGUGAGGUCAUGGUUCAGCAGUUGUUGAUCAUAUUGCAGUUAUUGUAAACAAGGAAAGAGAGGAAAUGCCCAAAGAAUGUGCAGCCACUGAAUCAUUGUAGGCAAAGGAAGGGGAAACACUGCAGCAAUACUGGGAAUGUCUGCUGCCAAUCUGACCAACCACACAACGUUUAGACUGCGUGGAUACAUUUUUGAGGAGGUGCAUAUCAGGCCAUGUAUGCAGGCUUUUGCAUAGGUGUAGGAUGAUGCAGCCUACCAUGUAAGCUAUGGCGCAGCUCUGAUGCAGGAGUAUAAUCCCAAUCAGUGUUCCAUCAGUGCUGCUCUGGGUGUGAAAUUUAUAAUGGUCUGUCAUCUCAUUAGUUUAAUGUUGUUGCAAAUUUAGAUUGAGUGUGAAUCAGCUAUGACUAGGGGUGUCCUGAUACAACUUUUUGACUUCCGGUACGAUACCGAUAUUUUAGCCUUCAAUAUUGACCGAUAUUGAAUUGAUCCGAUAUCAGCACAAACUUGCGCAUGACAAGUUUUUCACUCAGCUGCAAUGUCUUUUUUGGACUUAUCUAAAAAAUACUGCCACAUGGUCAACAUCACUCCUACUCCUUGCUACUUUGUUCGUACCUUAGUGCACCCUGUUGUUUUGAGUUUGCGGGCUCAGUUUGCUGGAUCCGGGCACUGCUCAAUAGAGGCGCUCAUGUGAAGUCUGGAAUGGACUGCUUGUAUCGGAGUGCUGAUAUUGGAGAUUUUAGAUGCAGGCCGAUUUAAUCCGAUAUUUGUUUCUUUGCUGAUAUCAGACUGAUAUCCGAUAUCAAUACCAUAUCGGGACACCCCUAGCUAUGACUAUUUAAACUUCAUUAUUGCAGCCAUGACAGCUUGUCACAAUGUCAGGAGGGAGGGUGUAGGAAUAUUCUAUGUACAUAAACUUCACUCUGUUCAUUGGUUAAGUGUGUUACAGCUAUGUUAGCAUGGGUUAAGUGGGUUCAAAUGUUUUUUUUUAAUCUCAUAUAACACAUUGCUAACUUUUUUUUUUCUGUCGACAUAAGAUAUACCUUUAUUAGAAAUUGCAAAAAUUACAGCAGCGUAGAUCCAAGUGAAAAAGAAAAAUUCAAGGAUGAAGAAACUUGAGUUAACUCAAGACAAAUAUAUGUACAUGAGUCUUAUUCACAUUCCUACAUUUACAUUUGAUAUUUCCAUGAAGACGGGUGUGCCGAAGAAGAAAGAGUUUUUUGAGAUGAAUCCAGAUUUAUGGGUUGUUGCCUCUCUGCAUUUGGCACAUGCAGAGUACAGAUGAAUUAAUCCUGCACGUCUGUGGUGGUGAGAACUGCUCACAGGCCUUAAACUGAAACUCAGAAGUGAGUCUGCACAAGCUGAAAUGUAUGCAGGUCAUUCCAGCCCACAGACCGAGUGUGGGUUCUAUAGGCUGCUUGUUGGUCAGCUGUAAGUGACAUUUAAACGUGUGAUUAUAAUGACAGACGAGGCUGAAAUAACCUCUUUGUCUAAUCUGACACGCUUCAUCUCAGAUUUUUGCUGACAGGACGCUUCUUGUUCGAUGUUUGCCAACAGCUGUGUUAGUACUCUAUAGAUGUGUGAGGAGGACGAUCUCAGAAAAGGAAAUGUUUUUGCGGUUUUAACAAUUUCACUUCCGCUUUCACAUAUGAUUCUAAGGAAGUCCAUGGGUUUCAAAUAUAUUUCACACAAUGCCUGUUUCACAAACAGAGAGGAGCGUUUGCUACUUUGACACAUUCUCAGAAUACCACAAGGAAGCUCAACCCAGUCAGCAGCACCGAGCGGCAGAGGUAGAAAGUAGAGCUGGUAUGAAAGGAGGAGGAAGACUCUGGGCUUUAUCUGAAAUCAAUGAUGUCAUAAAACUUGUUCAGCAGAACAACAAACAGAUCAGUAAAGUCAUACCUCGUCUGAAGACUCCUCUACAGUUUACUGUACACCACAGAAGUUCUGAGCAGCAGCUUUUGUUUGGACGAACAUGACAAACUAUAGCAGUGCUUCAGAUAAUUAGCUGAACUCGUGCUGCGGCUGUUUUUGUUUAUUUGUUGAAUAAGUUGAGAAGCUUAAAAGUUCAUGUUUGACUCUGCCUAAGCCAGCUGUUUCAAGUACUUUUGAUCCAAAUCCCAGCAGACAGCUUGUCCUAAUUAUUAAGAGCUUUUUAUUGUUUGCCUGGUAAAUCAAAAUGAAUGGUCAGUAUAGAAAGUAGCUGAUUCUGUGGCAUGAGUGCAGAACAGUGUCUGGGAUGUCAGUACAGGGUCUGUCAAGCUAUGUAACUAUAUGGGGACAGUGACACAAUAACUGAUGUUGAUCCUUUUCUAUCUAGAGCUGGUCAGUAUUGCCAAAAAUGUUCAUAACUAUAACAAUAAAGUCUUUCUAUUAGACAGUUUUUAUAAUUUUCAUGAUAAACGUCAAAUCCAUUUAUCUCUGAAAUUUAAAGGCUGAUUUUAAUUUCUGGAUGAAAUUUUAAGGAAUCAGGGGAUUUAUCAGCUCAUAUCCGAGGUCAAGUACUCUGAUAAUUUUCAUUCCCAUAAUUUUCAAUGCAAUUGCAUUUGUCAUAUUUUUGUGUUAUUUCCACUUUUUAUUUCUUCAGGCAUUAUAUUUGAAAACACUGAUAUUGGACUAUGCUGCAUGCUCUUAGGUGGUCCUAAACUACAGUCCCAACAGUGGUUUAGGACUGUGAUUUCUUGUUUUCAGUGUUAUGAAACAGGUGAUGUAGUUUGAAGUGAUGGUAAAGGUUUUGGUGUUGUACAUCUUAGCCAAGACAUAUUUAUUUUUAGAUUCUUUGCAGUGUCUGCGGCUCUGAUAGCCAAAUAUCUCUGGCUCUAAAGUUGGGUGGCUAUUGAUGUUGAAAAUGUUUUGGUCCUGCUUUGAGCUGGGAGGCAGCGAGCUUUCUUUAAUGUUGCUGUCUUUCAUUUUAACAUCCCACUCUGAACGUCUAUAAGCCUGCUGAUGCCUCUCCAUGAUGACUGCCUGUUUGUUGUCCUCUUAAAAAACUCACCCUUAGGGCACAUUAACUCCUCCUUUGUCACUGUUAGGGUGGCGUAAUUACAAGAAUAAUUCAUCACACUUGAAGAAAUAUUUUUAUUAUGUUUUUUUAUUUAUUAAAUAGCAUUUUUCUAUCUAUUUUAUUUCUCUGCAUACAUGUUUGAAAUGAAUAAAUAAAUAAAUUAAUUAAUUCAUAAAAAGUACCAAGAUAAUUACCAUAACUCUUUCAUUUUGAGGUGGCUCUUCUUUACAACUAUAUGCUGCUUGCUGUGUAUCAAUAACUCACUUAAGGUUGUGGUGUUUUACUUAAGAGCUGAACUGCUGUGUUGAUCCAAAGCCUGAAAAAGAAGCACCAACUCACAGCAGAGCUGCUGUCUUUCAGUACAAAGUUUCCCUCUCAUAUGAUAUUACAUAACUCGCACUUUCAUGUCACAAGACAAACUUAUCUUUCUGAUGUUAGACACGUUAUAAACUUUUUUAAAGGGACUUCACUGUUACUGGCCACACUUAAUUCCUUUUCAAGGCUGUUAUUGCUGUCUUAUUGUUUGAACCAAACCUUUGCAUGCAUUAUUUCGGUUAUCUAGCUAAUAAACUCAGAGGCUUUGUUCAGGCUGAGUUACUGUAUGGUUACUUGUGUGUGCAAAACAAACUUAAGGAACAGCAGUGAUAGAAGUUGGUGUGUGGCCUCAGCACCCCACAGCCAUUUGAGUUAUGUCUGAAAAGGCUAUUGUUGUCACAUGGGCGGCCUAUUGUGCCGUUUCCAACAGAAACUGAAGGCUUGUAGAUCGCUCAUGUCAACAGACUUGAAUGGGUGACAGCCACCCUUCACACAACACUUGUUGUAAACCAUUAACUCGAACCAGAUAGUUCAAAGGUUUGAUCAGAUAUGACCCUGGACAAGAACACAGCAGGAAGAUGUAAUGUCUAUUCAGCCCACAUUACGUCAGUUAUAAAAACUGUUCUUUCUAUUUUACAUUGUAUGGUUUGGUUUUUGACUAAAUUCUGAGAUUUUUCGUUUGGAAAAAACUCAAAGUCUGAUUACAUUUAACUAAACUGUCUAGCAGUAGACAACAAGGAAUUCUCAUUAAGUAUAAACUCAAAUGAAGUUGUAAAAAAGACAAGGGAAAACAUAGAAACACUCAAACUUUAAUUGCAAGGAGUGCAGUCAAGAAUGUGCUGAAGCAGAGAGAGAGGGGGCUCUGUGUUUUUAGUGAUACUCGGGAGCUCUGAUGAGCUCUGGCAUCAUUGAUCAGUCUCAUGGUCUGCAUGGAGAGAGGAAGCAGGAGGCAUUUUGCUUUCAGUUCAGAGCAGAUGGUCAUGGCACACAGCCAUGGCAGCCAGGCUAAGGAUGUUUGUGUGCCCUGUCAGUCCACAAAACAGACACGCUCACUUUGUGAGUUUGUGGUCAAGCAGUGAAGAAAAUCACUGGUAGUCUGACUUUUAAUGACCAGAUAAAGUGAUUAAAAUAAUUGUAAAAAAAGCUCCACAUUUCACAUGCUUGUGUACAGAGCUCUGAGCAUGAUCAGUACUUGUCUCUCACUACUUCCUGACAAGGUUUGUUGUAUUUACUGAUCAUUACAUCUCAACUCAGCAUUGUUUGCUUUUGGCAUUUGCUUUGUUUUCUGAGCCUCACUGUCCCUGAAAGCCCACACCUUUCAACAGCUAUUCCCCAGAGGGGAGUAAAUAUUAGAGUGAUACUGAAAAAUCCCCACUACAGCUCUGUCUAGUGGCAGGCAGCAGUGCUACAGUUUAUACACCAGAAGUGGCAGAGAUGAUUGAAAAUAGGCAAAGAUAUUGGAGACUGCAGAGGGCAAGGUGAUGACAACAGGGCAAUCAUAUCAGAAGGGGUCAAUGGAGUCCAAGCCUAGAUAUUUAAGAAAAAUCAUCAAGCUAUAUUUUCACUCUGCACCUCCCACACCUUAAAUCUUGUAGGUGUGCAUGCUGCACAGACGAGCCCUGAAGAAUAUUUUUGGCUAUGUCAAUCACCUUUACUCACUUUUUAGUGCCAGCCCAGAAUGCUGGGCCACCUUCAAAGAGAAAACAAGUUUCUCUUUGCAUUCGCCUUUUAGAUACCGACUGGAAUCUUGUCUAUUAAACCUAUAGCACAACACUUUCCUUCUGUCAUUGAUGCCCUUGACAGUAUACUCACUACACCUAGUCUCACCAUCAAGACCAGAUUAGAGGCUAGUGGUCUGACAAACUACUUCAUGUCAUUCAAUGCUAUUGCCCUACUCACUGUCUGGCUCAAAAUACUGCAGUGCAUUGAUGACAGGAAUGUGGUUAUGCAGUCUGGAAAAAUCUCCCAUGACACAAAGGUAGCCAAAUAUCAAUGCCUUAACAAAAGAGAUGCUGGCUCUCAGAGAUGGUUGGAAAGAGGGCUGGGCGAUAAACCGAAAAUUUACUGAUACAAAAUUCAUGACAAUAACCGACGUUAUUUUGCCCAUGUCAAUAUAUUCGGUGUCAAAAAAAUAAAUAAAUAAAAGUUGGUUUUGGAUGUGUGUAGUUAGGCUAUGGUCUCAUGUCCCUUAAGAUGCUGUCGUAUGUCGGAGACGUGACUCCAGCCCAUCAAGUCUAUAACAAAGAGGGAAAGACAGGUGAGGAGAUGGAGGACGGUUCAAAAGUUGUGGCAGCUGGAGCGGUAGCUGAAGUAGACAAAGUUAAUGAGGGAAGGGGUGAGCAGCUUGUGGAGUAGUUAUCGUCCAUUUAUCAUUGAGGUGAACUGCUCAAUAUAUUGUGAUAUUGAUUUGAGGCCAUAUCGCCCAGCCCUAUAUGGAAGUCACUCCUGACUGAGGCAACACUCAAAGAUGUCAGACCUCAGUUUAGCAAGGAGUUGGCAAAAGAAAAGAAAGAGAUUCCACGAUAAGAUCUCUGAAGAUGGGACAGCUCAGGAUAAUGCAGCAACAGUGUUUUUGGAACACAGUGUUUUUUUUUUACUGCUAUGAACAGCAUCACAAGUGAUCUGGACACCAGGUUCUGGACCUCUACAAAAAUAGCUGAGGAAUUCUCUGCUGUUUUCAAAGUUGGGCAGAUCAGUGAGGAUAAAGACCCAUCUGUGUGCCAACUACCUCUCAAGAAGUAUUCCAGAGAUCUCAUGUCUGAGUUUGAAAACGAGAUAAGACACCGGAACAACACAGUAUAUGCUCUUCUAACUUGUCCCCUCUUGGCAUCCUGAAUGCAAUGAACAAGCUGCAGUUACAUUACAUUUUUGAAGUGUACUUUGCUCUACGUUUAUUUUGUACAUUGCUUGUAACUGUUGAUAGUGGGGAUAGAGACUUUAGUAAGCUAAAACUAAUUAAAAAAAAUUGAGGUCCAUGAUGUCUCAGGACAGGCUUUGCAGUCUUGCUAUGUUGGCCACUGAAAGUCUGCUGGUCAGAAGGCUAGACUUUAAUGACUUUAAUGACUUGACCCAGAAGUUUGGUUACUAUGAGUCCUUUGUUCUUAUCCAUACAAUGUUAAUUUAUUUUUUUAAUUUUCUGUUUCUGGUACUGUUUGUUAGGAUCAUAUUUCAAACCUCAAAACCUAUAAAUUUAGUGAUCACCUGUUUUCUACUACUAUAAUAACCCUGAUGUGGAAAAAAUCAUAGAAAUUUAAGAUGGAUUUUAGCACACUCUUUACAGUGGUUUUUGAUCUGGCAACAAAUAGUGAACUACAUACUAUGUGCAGACUUGCAUGUAUAAAUCACCAACAGUAAAUAUUGUGCUAGUACAAUAUUGUUGGUAGACAGUUGAAAGCUUUAAAUUUGAGUUAUGUAAAACUUUUGAUGGGACAGUUCGGUCCUACCGUAUUAUAAAUAUUACUAUAUUUAUUGCUUAUUUAUCGCUCUAGUUUUUUUUCAUGUAUUGGCAUUUAUUAUGAUGUGUGCUGCUGACCUCUUGGCCAGGUCACUCUUGUAAAUGAGAUCAUGAUCUCAAUGUGAUUUUUCCUGGUUAAAUAAAGGUUAAAUAAAAUAAAAAGAGAUGUGGUGACAAUCUCUGCGCAGAGGGGGCUCAAUUGAUUUUUUUUGUCAUGGGGCCCAAAAUUCCUGACGGUGCCCCUGUGUUUAUGAAACGCCAGGACGGAGUGAGCAGGACUAAAAAGAGGCUGUAGCAAUCAUAGGCAUACACAAGCAUUAAUAAGUUAACUAGGGCCCCGGUGGGGCACUGUCGGGCCCGAGCCGCGUCGCGCCGCCCCCAGCGUGACCGCCUCCCCCUCCCGAUCGCAUCACACUCAAGGUCCAAAGAUGGUGUGCGCACUUGUCUGUGGUCAUUUCCCAUUAUAAUGAAUGGGAGGCGCAGUUUCUACCAAAACGGUCGCUGCAGACAAACUACAUGUCCUAUUUGAAAAAAGUCUGGACCAUGAGUGAGGGCACAAACACAGCUAGGAUAUAUCCAAAUGGCAAGUUGCUCCUCCUUACGGUGUUGCCGGGAGAGUGAUGCAAUUGAGCCAUUGAGCGAUGGGCAGGGUUAACUGGACUUUUUCUCCUGCCUUGGGGUGGGGGAUGUGGAUUCUUUUAAGAAUGUGGAUAUUUGGGUCAUCUUUGGCGCCCCCUAGAACGUAAACCAUGGGGUGCAGCGGCAUGAUUUUUACAACUUUGAAUGGCCAUGGGAUGUAGAUCGGCUUGAGCAAAUUUGGUGUCGGUGGGACGAAGGCCUUAGGAGGAGUUAGCCACAUUCCAAUGUGUGCGAAUCGGCAAAAAAUGCGAAAUAGCCCUUUAACCGUACAUUUUACAGAUACGUGCCCAUUGACUUUUUCGUAGAUCUUAUUGAGAUACACGUGUGUGUCAAAUUUUGUGUCAUUUUGACAAAGCGUAUAGGCGUGACAGUCAACAAUGUGUUUUUUCACCUUAGGGGACAAGAAAAAAUUGACUUUUUUCUCCUGCCAUGGGGGGGCGCUCUUUUCGGGAGUAAAAAUUCCUUUACAAAUGUGUUGAUGGCUGGACAUUGCAUCAUCCUAGAAAACUUGGAGGCCAGUGAGGACAAAAAUAAAAAGUUAUAAGACUAUUAAGAAUGUGGAUUUUUGGGUUAUCUUUGGCGCCCCCUAGAACCUAAACCGUGGAGUGCAGCGUCAUGAUUUGUACAACUUUUAAUGGCCAUGGGGUGUAGAUUGGCCUGAGCAAAUUUGGUGGCGGUGGAACUAAAGCCUUCGGAGGAGUUAGCGAAAUUCCAAUGUGUGCGGAUCGGGAAAAAAUGCGAAAUAACCCUUUAACCGUACAUUUUACAGAUACGUGCCCACUGACUUUUUCGUAGAUCUUAUUGAGAUACACGUGAUUGUCAAAUUUUGGGUCAAUAUGACAAAGCGUAUAGGCGUGACACUCAACAAUGUGUAUUUUCACCUUAGGGGACAAGAAAAAAUUGACUUUUUUCUCCUGCCAUGUGGGGGCGCUCUUUUGGGGAGUAAAAAUUCCUUCACAAAUGUGUUGAUGGCUGGACAUUGCAUCAUCCUAGAGAACUUGGAGGCCAGUGAGGACAAAAAUAAAAAGUUAUAAGACUUUUAAGACUGUGGAUUUUUGGGUUAUCUUUGGCGCCCCCUAGAACGUAAACUGUGGGGUGCAGCGUCAUGAUUUGUACAACUUUUAAUGGCCAUGGGGUGUAGAUUGGCCUGAGCAAAUGUGGUGCCGGUGGAACGAAUGCCUUCGGAGGAGUUAGCGAAAUUCCAAUGUGUGCAGAUCGGCAAAAAAUGCGAAAUAACCCUCUAACCGUACAUUUCACAGAUGCGCCCGCGCUGACUUUUUCGUAGACCGUAUUGAGAUACACGUAUGUGUCAAUUUUUGUGUCAAUAUGACAAAGCGUACAGGCGUGACAGUCAAUAGUGUGAAUUUUCACCUUAGGGGGCGCUAUGGAGCCAUUUUGCAUUUUAUUGUUUGGGCGACUUCAGAAUAUCGAAUUUUUCACCAGGCCCGGUCGUCCUGCCAAAUUUCAUGAGUUUUCGCCAGUGGGAAGUGGGCCAUUUUCCCCUUCAAAGGGGAGGAAAAAUAAGAAGAAAGAAAGAAAGAAAGAAGAAAGAAAAACCUAUACAGGAAUAAUAGGGCUCUACGCCCGGCUGCUCUGCAGCUGGCUCGGGCCCUAAUGACUCCCAAGCUAAACAAGGAGUGACAUAAAUCCACAUUAUAGUAAAAUAUUAGCCUCAAAUCUUUGGGCAAUGGAAGGAAAGGACUUCAAAAAGUUGAGUGAUAUGUUUGACUCACCGAAAGUUAGAGUCAUCAGUGUUUAUAGUGACCUUCAUGUAGUGUGCUGUUACUGAAACAGGUCAGAGACUUUGAAGGCUACAAGCUUAAAAUGUCACUUUUGACCGUAGAACAAACUCUAAAAGUACUGGGCUCUCCGUUUGUCCUCCUGCAGACUUGAUCCAGUGUACAAAUGAGAUGAAUGUGAACAUCCCUCAGCUGGCUGACACACUGUUCGAGAGGACCACGAACACCAGCUGGGUGGUUGUCUUCAAGUCUCUCAUCACCACACACCAUCUGAUGGUCUAUGGCAAUGAGGUGAGUGCCUAAGGAAUCGGAUGGGGAUAAAGUCUGCUCAUUUAUAAAUGUGUUCAGCUGAAUGUAUUUAUCAUGAACCUGGCGAGGUAAAGACUAAACGUGAUAUGUCUCUGGAGAGGGAGUCAGUUUGAAGGUGUAACAAGAACUGCUGUCAUCGUUUUUUGCUUGCAGAGAUUUAUACAGUACCUGGCUUCAAGAAACACGCUAUUCAACCUCAGCAACUUUCUGGACAAGAGUGGUCUCCAAGGUAUGCACCAGCAGUGUUCACAUGAUGCAGUAAUCAGCCUUUAGAGACUGAGAAUUCAUGUGUGAUUUAACAUUUCUGUCCCUUUUUUGUUGUGUUGUUGUUUGUGACGCAGGCUACGAUAUGUCAACCUUCAUAAGGAGGUACAGCCGCUACCUGAAUGAGAAGGCUGUGUCCUACAGACAAGUGGCUUUCGACUUCACUAAAGUUAAAAGAGGGUGAGGAGCAUCCACUCAGACUGACUUUUACUUUGUGACCGAACUGAUCCUUAAUGAUACUGAAAAAGGGCAUUGCAACAUUUUUAUUCUUCAGAAGUGAUGUUUGACAAUUUUAGAACAAGAUCAUUUAAAGCAGUGGUUCUCAAGUCCAGUCCUCGAGGCCCACUGUCCUGCAUGUUUUGGAUGUUUCCCUGCUCCAACACACCUGAUUCAAAUGAUCAGCUCGUUAUCAAGCUCUGUAAUGGCUUAAUAACGAGCUGAUCAUUUGAAUCAGGUGUGUUGGAGCAGGAUAUCCAAAACAUGCAGGACAGUGGGCCUCGAGGACUGGACUUGAGAAACACUGCUUUAAAGGUUGUUAAUAAGGGUGCCACCAUCAGAAUUUUUAGCAUUUAAAAUUCAAGGUUUUUAUUCUGUUAAUUCAGCCACCAGGAUAAUGACAUAUUCUGGAACCAGUUAGUCCUCUCUAUCCAAGUGUUGUACCAGAGGGUACCAGAAUUUUCACUGCAAUACAAUUAUUAAAAAAUUUUGACAUCUGUUUUGAUAUCAUGGCAACUGAAAAGGGAAAAUAGAUUAGAAUUUUCCCAAAAUAAACUAGAAUUUGUCCUUCAAAUUAUUAGUUUGCAUCUUCCUGCUUAGGUGUGUGCAUGUUUGUGAGCUAUUUAGAGCAGUGGUUUCCAACCAACUGUUCAGGCCAGUUAGGGUGUAGGAAGUGACCAAAAGCUGACGUACAAGUCACGGUAAGCAUUUCAAUAUAAAAAGACACAAAACGACCGACAGAUAUUUACAGCAAAUAAAAAAAAAACUCAACAUAUUAACAUGCUAUGUGCAAAACUUUUCCUCUGUACUAUAUAGAAACAGUGUUAUCGGGAUGUAGCUUAAUAUUAGUCAUCACAUUCUGGUCACACUGUUCCUGAAUAGUUCAGAUGGCUGUCUGCUGACAGAACCGAGUAGAGCAGAAAAACACAUUUUUCCUCACCUCCUUUUGAAAGAACAUUGAAGUCGAUGUUGUUUUGCAGCAGUUAUGCAUGAUUUUUCUUACAUGAGGAUAUGGAUGUUGCAUUUCUUUAAACACAUGCUGUUGAAAAACACUAGAAAAGCAAGAAGUUGACAACUUUAGCUCCAACACUUAAAUUAUCUGUUGGCUCUUCUGAUGAUCAGAUGCUGGUUUAUGUUUACAAGCUAAUUUUCUUUUUACCAUUAGCCCUGGUUGGUGGUAUUAACUGUCCCAUUGACAUCAAACCAAUAAAGCCAGUGUCCCAGAGAUGUCUGUGUUUGACUCCCUCUCUGCUUUUUUCCCCCUCAGGUCUGAUGGUGUGAUGAGAACCAUGAACACAGAGAAGCUCCUCAAGACCAUCCCGAUCAUUCAGAAUCAGAUGGAUGUGCUCCUUGAUUUCAAUGUAAGAGUCCACUAUUGGCUUCACACUUCAGUAGUGAAGUCAGUAGUUAACAAAUAAAUCUCUACAUCUGGAGUGCAUUUUGGAUUUAAAAUCAAAUGUCUUAAACACCUCUGUCUCUUCAGGUCAAUGCCAAUGAACUGACGAAUGGUGUGAUCAAUGCGGCCUUCAUGCUUCUGUUCAAAGAUGCUAUUCGACUGUUUGCUGCAUACAACGAGGGCAUCAUUAACCUCCUGGGUAAAGACAAACUUUUGGUUUGAAAGUUGCUAGUUUGAUCAAUUCUUUUCCAAGCCGUUCUUGCAAGCAAACAAUAAAAGGACUCAUUAUAGAUGAUAGUACUGAAGCUGUGCAACCAAGGUUGGCCUAAUAAUACUUGUUGGCAUUCCCCCUACAGUCUAUGUACCGCUUUAGUCUUUAAUUGACAGACUAAAAGGUGUCACAAGCAUGCUCUGCAAAACUGCACGGCACACUGAUCUUGUCUGUGGUUGACCUCUUUUAGACACAAUAAGUAUUUACAGUGUUAUUUCUAAUCUAUGAAUCAGCAACCUCUGCAGGUGUAGUACAGUUCAGUUGUAGUUACAGUGUUUCAUGCUCUAUUUUUUUGCUUACUCUUCUGUUAACAGAGAAAUACUUUGACAUGAAGAAGAUUCAAUGCAAAGAGGGGCUUGAUAUCUAUAAGAAGUUCCUAACACGAAUGACAAGAAUCUCAGAGUUUCUCAAAGUUGCAGAGGUAAGUCAUGACUCACUUGAUCAAUCCUUAAUUUGAAAAUAAUAAAAGCCUUGAGAUAAUAUCAAAGGUUUUUUUCCCCUGAAUUCUGAUACACUGUUUUUAUCCUGCUGCAGCAAGUGGGAAUCGAUCGAGGGGACAUCCCUGAUCUGUCUCAGGUAGGUCCACUGCAAGUUACUUACUGAGAAAAAGACCUUAACUACUCACUCCUUACCUCUUUGCUGCCUUUGCUUCACUAACAAAAAAAAAUUAAUGGCCAAAUUUUGGGGAGGUGCAAGUACAAAUAAGAUCAUGCAUUUGGUUAAAACACACACCCUGUAGGUAUUAAAAGACUUUAAAUGAGCCAGAGUAUCUGUUUGAAAAAUUAGUGAUUACUUCUCAGCUAUCAUUAAUAAUUUUUGCUGCCCACAUAGCGUGUGCAUGUUAUGAUAUGAUAUAAUAUAAUAUAAUACAAUACAAUACAAUACAAUACAAUACAGUAUAAUAAAUUAUGAUAUAAUAUAAUAAGGAUUGAACGGUUAAAUGAAGAGUUAUUGAUGAGUUUUAAGAGAAAACUGAUAUUAAUCACAUUUUAAUCAGGCCAAAAUAAAAACAGUAUUUGAUUUUUAAGUCCAAUUUGAUCAAAUUAAAGCAAUUAGUGUCUUGAUGGAUCAAUAAAUGAGUGCAAUGUAAUAUACUUUAUGAUCUUGAAUUCUAGAUAAUGUAUUUCACUAAUUGCUGCACUGCUAUACCAGUGUGUUAAAAAAAUCAUGAUUUAAAGGUAGGAGACAUCGUUAAAAGUGCUUUGUCCGUCAAUGAAAGCUGUAUUUGUGUUUUUCAAGGAUAAACACUUUUAAAAACACUCUGCUCAUUCACAGCCAAAAGUAGAGCGAUACAAGUAGUGUGAUGGCUUACUGGUGUCAGUCUGCACUUGGAUGCUUAGCUUGUAGCUGUAAGCUCAGACUGAAAGUACUUCAGUGAUCUUAUUAUUCUAUUUGACACAAAGUAUGGAUUACAAUUGAUUUGUGACUCAGCUGGGAGGUUUUUGAAUAAAAUGGGUCAUUUAAAAGCUGUGUCAUUAUUUUUAUGUUAUUGUAUUGAUGCCAAAUGGAUAAAGAGGCUUGAAUUAAAACUAUAUAACAGUGGUAAUUAAUUCUGAAUAGUGGGGACUAGUCCAGCACCAGCACUUCUUCCUCAACAGGUUUUUAAUUUGAUUGAUUGUCUGCACUUUUUUUCUCAUUGGUGUCUAAGUCAGAACUUUCCAUCGGCUCUUCUCCCAGGGAAACCUUACUCUCGAUGUAUACAUGAAUGGACUAUUUUGUACCUUAGACUUACCGAGACAAAGCAGACUUGACAGAGUUUAAUCUCUAUACAAAAAUUCGACGUCGCUCACUCUGGUUAAAAAGUGUCCAGUGGUGGGCCCUGCUUAUUCUGUGUGCUUAGAGAGGUUAAGUGAUGAUAUUGACUUCCAAAAUUUGGUUAUGACUCUCUCUCUCUCUUAGGCUGCUAACCCCCCACCCCCACUCAGCUUUUCUACUAACAAGUUUUCACAGCAGUAGCUCUGCAGGCAGGCCAUGCACAUGCCUACUGUUGCUCUUACACCCUCCAGUUCACACUCACUCCUGACUUUGCACAUCCUACAGCAAAUAAAGGUGUAAAUCAAGAGUUAAUGUCCAGACCAGUGACCUACCAAAGAUAUUAUAAUUACUAACUAAUUUAUUAUAUUUAUAUGUUCACAUAAAGGUAUUGUUAAUAAAGGUUACUGUUCCAGCAACAUACAGACCAAAUACAGAUAGGAUUUGUCAAAAGAUGAUAUCAAUCUAUGCUAAAUAAAUCUUGACAGUUACCACCUUUAUUUUCUGUAUUUUCCCCUCCCCUCUAUCUCUCUAUUUCCAGUUUACAGUCUGUGUAAGUAUCUAAACCUUUUCUCCCCCUUUUCUCUGUAUUUUCGACUAGCUCUGUUUGUUGACUCUUGGCAGUUAUUCUGCAUGCUUCAGUGUUUUUGUUUUACCUCUUGUUUCUGUGGAAGAUGUCGUCAGCCUUUAACGCGUGUCAAUGAUAUUUACACUAGGCCCCAAGUAGCUUACUGGAUGCCCUGGAGCAACACUUGGCCUCUUUAGAGGGAAAGAAAGUCAAAGACUCAACAGCAGCUAGCAGGUAAGUUUGUUUUCUCUCCCUCUUUAAUAAAACAAACCUCUUUUAAAGAUGUUAAAAAGUGCCGUUGUUCCUUAAAGUUUCAUUUUUAACUCGUAACUUAAUUCAGCACACAGCAGAGAUGACUUUUUGACUCUAAAGCCCAAAGCAACAGCUGUAUAAAGCAUGUUUGUACUUCACUUUGUUUUCUGUAACUGAGCUAUGAAAUGAUCAUAUGCGACUGUCCUGUGUCUCCUGUCUGAUCCAGAGCUAGCACCCUCUCCAAUGCAGUGUCCUCCCUGGCCAACACGGGGAUAUCUUUCACCAAAGUGGACGAGAGGGAAAAACAGGCAGCUCUUGAAGAGGAACAGGCUCGCCUUAAAGCACUAAAAGUACAUUUUCCACAAUCAGUUCUAUCCUUUGAUGAGCAUUGCUCUGUGGGCGUGUUGCUGAUGCCCUUUACAUCCUUGAGAUCUCAUUAGAUAACAUCAAACAUGUGUUAGCUUAACAUUUGUAGCAUAAAUUUAGCUUUAGAUACUAGUAUCAAUGCAUUAAGGCUGGAGACCCUUUCAGUACGUCACCUUCUUUUAUUCCUCUGCUGUUUCUUCCAUGUGAACUGCUAAACAAAAGCAUAGGCAUUAAGAAACUUCAACUAAGAGAUUAGUGCUGUGUCUUUUCUGAUAAACUGGAUAAAUGUUAGUAUAAAUGUUGCUAAUGUUUGCCUCCUGUGACCUGUAGGACCAACGUCUGAAAGAGCUCCAGAAGAAUCCUGCCACAGCUACCACAGACUCCUCCCCUGUCUUCACUGUGGGUGGGACCAACAACUCAACCCCUGCCAUUGACCUUUUCUCAACUCCCAGCUCCAACAACAGGUAAUGCUAAUAGGACGUGUAUUAGCUCAUCAAAUUUAGUUACAUGGCUUCUACAAACAACCCACCACUGCGUGUUAUUUAGGGGUCGGAAUCACUAGUUGCCCCACGAUAUGAUAUUUCCCGGUACUUGGGCCACAAUACAAUAUUAUUGCGAUUUUUAACAUUUUGCAAUACAGUGAGUAUUGCGAUACAAUAUAUUGCAAUUUAUAUAAUUUUUCAACUAUUUAGCUAACUGAGCAUUUGUCUUUUCUUUAUGUUUGUCUUAUUUACGCUGUAUUUUAUUUUCAUGUAGCACAUCUUGCGAACCUUAUAUAUUUGUUGCUCUAACUUUCUCCUGCUCUAUAAUUUCACAUCUGCCAACCUCACUGGACAAACAGUUGAUUUUAUUUUUUCUAUUUUUUUAGAUUUGACUUCAUAUUAACAAUUUAUUUGAAAACCCGAUACCUGGUCAAUGAGAUGAUACGACAUAUCACCAGACAAAAUAUCGCAAUACUGUACUGUAUCGAUUUUUUUCUCCCUCCCUAAUGUUAAUGAUCUCCCUAUAAAUGGAGUCAACAUUGAUUUAGGAAAAACAAAAACAAUUUUAGCCAUUACUAAAGGCUUAGUAGCAUCUUAACACAUUUUAAUCUUGGCUUCCAAGAUGCCAGAUAGAGCCCAAAGAAAAUUAACUCCGGUUGUCUAAAUCUGGAACAGGAUCCACCAGCCUACUUAUUCAUUUAACAAAUUUAAAAAAGCAGUAAGAAGGACACACAGGUUUUUGGCACAAUUAGGGGUCACUUAAGCCACCGUCUGAGAUAAAAAGGAAACAUCAGUAACAAGCUGAUAACAGUUUGUCUUUAAAUCCAGAUUUGUCCACAUUUGAUGAUUUUUGAUUGUUUUGAUAAACCGCAGUGUAUUCUCUCUCCUCGUAACAACCUUUACACUCAGAAGAGACCUUGAAACUUUGUAAAUGAGUGACCGCUUUAUCACUCUUGUCCUUGUUUUCCUGUUUAUUUUUUUUCUACAGCAACUCAAAAGCAGCCAACGACCUGCUUGACCUGCAGCCAGCCUUCCAGCAGCCCCUGCCGCUUUCCACCACCAACACAUGGGGAGGUGAGAGCUCCACUUUUCCUGGCAACACCUCAUUCCACUGUGCUGCCACACUGAGCCACGUAUCCAUCAGCACACAUACACAUCCCAAACAUAUUUAUAUCUGGUCUCUAACUCAGCUGUGUAACUCCUCAAUGUUUUACACAGUUGAUAUUAUGUAGGGUUUGGGUUCACACUCAAACUAUUGGGAACAAACUCAAUAACAGACGUAGAACAACAUAACCAUGAUUCCACAAGGGUUGGGAUGCUGUGUGAAAAGUUGGUAAAAACUUGUUUUGAUGGUUUGCAAAUAAUUUAAACCUUGUGUUUGAUUGAAAAUGGUGCAGAAACAACCUAUCAGAUGUUGAAACUGAAAAAUGUGAUUAUUGUAUAGAAAUUAUGUGCUUAUUUUAGAUUUGAUGUCAGCAACAGGUUUAAAAAAUUAGGAUAAAAGCAAUAAGUCCAAACAUUUGAUCUUUUCCAUUAUAAGGAUAAAAUGAUUUUUUUUAAAUCUAGUUUUCCUACAUUUUCCAUAGUGUCCCAACUUUUCCUAGAAUCAGGGUUAUACAAUAACAUAUGAAGGAAUAGAAAACAUAAGUACUGUUAAUAGAAACUAUUAUCCCAGAGUAAAAAGUAUGUUUUGACAUUUUUUAUGUCAAAGUGUUAGAAAAUACGCCUUGGUUAAAAUUGAAUAUUUAAAAGUUUAUUUUUGUUUAUUACAAAUUAAUUGUUAUAAUGGCUGUUUAACAGGGUUGGUUGGUACUUUGAGCAUUCACUGUAAACCUAUUCAGGUGGAAAAAGAUGACACAACAUGGCUCUCAGUUUUGUGUUUGUGGGAUGGAUUGCUAUUGGAAAAUGAAGAGACUGAGUGAGUUUUUUUGAAGGAUGACUGCUGCUGAGAAAUCAAAUGUCGUUCAAGGCUCAAUGGUCCCUGAAACUAAGAAGCGUUCCCAACAGAGAGGUCUUCACCUCUAAGUUAUCUUCCCUACAGUAAUCCCUGCAGACCCUGGUAUUAGGGUCUAUCAGAUGACUCCUGUUCUCCAGCACUAUGAGCUUAUGGGCCAUUUAAAGUUAACAUUAUCUGUGUCAUUGGUAGUCUACAAUAGUUGACUACUUUGUCUUUGACCCCUUAUGUCCCCCUCACUUCAGUCUCUCCUGUUGUCUCUGUCUUUCAUGCUAUUUUUAUCUCACUGUCACAACCGUUGAAUGAACAGAGCUCAGCCAAAGAGUUUCUUUAUUUUACAGUUUCCUCAUCUCUCCCCCUCCUGCAGUCUUUUGAAGACACUUUUCUGAAAAUGUAGCCAGAAAAAGGUAAAGGGUAGAUGGUAAAUGAAGGGUGUACUGGUGUCUCCUACAGCUGGAUUGGUUUUCCUGCAUUAGAGGAAAAAAGUCCUCAAGAACAUUCUUGUGCUCAACUGGCAGAGAUUGUGAAUUCCAGCACUCGGUCAUAACAAAAUAUUUGAUUUUUUAAGUCAUAAACUAUUAAAAUGAAAUACAGAUCUAUAAGUUAACUCAGUAAAAAGCCCAAGUAAAUGCUUUAUUUCUUCUCAUUAAGAUGGUUAAUUGGUGCUGCAGAUUAUAGUUGGUCUUCAAUCUAUUUAGACCACCCUGAUGGUGACAUGAUGAUCUGAUGGAAAAAUAAUAAUCAACAUGUACAAGAUUCAUGAUUCAUAAUAUUUUUAAGAUGAGGAACUAUCAACAUUUGGAUAUCAUCUUUUUAAGAGUCCUUUGAUUUUUUUAAUUAAAGUUAAGAGAUUAAAAUGAUGUAACCUCUGAUAAUUCAACCCCAGUUCCAAAAACGUUUGGACACAGUGGACACUGUUUUAUGGUUUGCAAAUCAUUUAAAUGAUGUUCUUAAUUGAAAAUAGUGCAGAGACAAAAUAUUAAAGAUUAAAACAUUUUAUUGCUCCAUAAAAGUGUAUCCCCAUUUAAGAUUUAAUGGCAGCAACAGGCUUCAAAAGAAGUUUGUUCAGGGACGUGUUUACCAAUGUGUUGCAUCACCUCUGUUUUAACAACUCUGUAAAAGUUUAUGAACCCAGGAGACCAGGACUUUUGAGAGGAGAAGGUCCUAUUUUUACCCGAUUUUAGCUGCUCAACAGGUCAACAGUUUUGUCAUAGUUUUUGUAUCAUGAUGUGCCAAAUAGGUGACACGUCAAAGCUCAAGGCAGGUCAGUUCAGCACCAACACUCUUCGACUACAGAGCAAUGCUAUUGUAAUAUGUGCAGAAUACAGCUGGAUAUUGUCUUGCUGAUAUAUGCCGACUCUUGCUGAAAAUCAUAUUUCAACUAUAUGAUUACUCAGUCCCUCAUAGAGUAGUGAACUACUUCCCAUCUUUCUUUGAAAACAACUUUUUCAGUGUUAUUAUGCUGCUGUCCCAACUUUUUCACUAACGUGUUGCUGGGAUCACAUUUAAAAUUAGCAUACAUUUUCUCAUAAAAACAUUUUAAAAAAUAAUUCUUUAAAGUCCCACUCCGAUCGUUUUUUUCUUUUUUACUAAAAGUGUUAUUAGUGGUCUUUAAAUUGUAAUUUUGAAGUUUUUAGCUAAAAUCACGUUACCUGUGUCAUUUCCAAGGGCUUUUCUUCUGCAGAGCUCCAGUAGCUCAUUAGCAAAUCGCCUCUGAGUCGUGGGCGGAGUCAGUGCUGCUCUGCACACUCGCCUUCAUGUUAGCUUGCAGCCUAACAUUGCUUGUGUAGCAGAAUUGGCAGGUAACAUAGGAGCUAUUCAGCUCUCCAACACUAAUGUGUUUAGGGACAUGAAAGUUAAUAUCAUAAUUAGCUUUCUUACAUGCACUGCAAUCCGCUAACGCACACGCUUGUUCCGCGAAUGUUCUUUCUACUUUUCCUGCAUGUAUGUCCUGCAUAGCGGGACUCCAGCGUCAGAGCUUGGAUUUGCUACGUAGGAAAUCUCACUGAUCUGAACCUGCUGUUUGGGUCUGCCAGAGAAUCACAGGGAUUUGAAUGCAGAAAUACUCAGAAAUGCAAUUUUGCACUUAUUUUUCUCACGAUAUGUCCUGUAGCACCACUAAAAUGCCAUAUGAACAUGUAGACAACAAGAAAAACACGAUUUUCAUCGGAGUGGGUCUUUAAGGUUAAACAGUUGUUAUGUUGUCUUUGCACUAUUUUCUUUUAAAUAUAAGAUUUAAAUGAUAUGCAAACCAUUCAAAUCAGUUUCACUAACAAUUGAAAAAGUACUCUAACUCUAAUGGAAUUGGGGUUGUAUUUAAACAAUUUAGCAGUCAAUGCAGAAAUGAAACAGAGUGUAAAUAAAUGAUAUACACACAUAUACUGUAACUCAUGCAGUAGUUGGUGUUCUGGUUUUUAUGCCCACACCCCUCACAAUCUCACCUUGCUGUUGAAAAAUCCGUCACAGAUGCAAACCCUCGACUCACACUAUCUGUUGCUGUUGCUGCACAGCUGUCCUGGAACAAUGUCAGCCUGCCCACCUGGCCAUGGGAUAUUUGGUGGGACUGCUUUGCAGUUUCAUUACUGUUCUAAAAAGGACACAUGUUAAUGUGUGAUACCUUUGCUAAAAGUCAUCACCCGGGCUAAUCAUUGCAGCAGGUGGUUAGACUUUAAUUCAAAUGAAGCUGCCAGGAGCACAUGAACGAGCAUUUCAGAGCUGCAGAGAGAGAAGAGGAGGAAACUGAGAGGAAAAUACUCAAGGACAUUUAGGUUCUGGUGUGCUGCCCAACACCAGAUAUUAGGUUUACUUGCUCAUAUUUAUUAACUCAGCUGCUCCCUUCAAUCACAGCUCUUUUAAUAUUUCCUCUUGCUUUAUGUUUCUGUUUGCAUUUCUAAGGCUUUGACUCAUGAACACUCAUCUUUAUCAGCCGCAUUUCUGUUUUUCACCAGAUCAUUACAAUCCCUUUUUUGAUUCGAGCUCAUCUCUGGCAUCUGAUCUCGAUACAGCUGCACAGAUAGAGACAUUUACCACAGGUACCUUAGUGAACAAAUGACUGCUUGACUGUCACAUAAACAGCUGUGAAAUGUGCAACAUUUGUGGAUUGAACCGUUGGAUUGGAGUGCUUUGUUAACAAAGCCUGAGCAGUCCUGCUGCUGCCUCUCUCCCUCCCUGCUUCCUACUAGCAAAUGGGUGUAAGCCUGCAUUGUUUUGUCUUUACCAGUUGCACACUUCCUUGAAUCUGCCCUGUUUUGAAACUCGCCAUGAAACAAUCCCAGCUUCUGCUUUUCGUUUUCCCCCCUGUUAUGAUCCACUGCUGCCUGGCUUUCUUGUCACACUUUCUCCUCAGUAGUUUUAUCCUGUCUUGUAUCUUCAUAAUUUCUCUUCCUUCUCUUUCCGCCUGGUUCUUUGCUUGCCUGCUGUUGUCGCUGUGUGUCAGACUCCUUCUGUGGGCCAAGCCCUUACAACACCACUCCACUCUUCCAAUCUGAGCCCCCUGCUGUAGCUGGUCUAUUCAGAGGUAUGUACACUAAUGGCCCCCUCCCCUAAAAUGUGAUUUCCUUAAGACCAGAAAGAAAUGACGCAAGCUCAAAACUAUUAAACUGGGACACUGUGUAGAUUCAGAUAACAAAGGGCAUGUACACACGUAGCGGGGUAUAUUUAUAAACGAACCCCCUCCGUUUAAAAAGAAAAAAAAUCGUGUACACACAUCAUUGAUUUCCAGUAAAAUCCCCUCCACACAAAACUGCAUAAGUGUGCUAUUAACUGUGGUUAUAAACAUGCCAGACCUGGAGUUGGUCGUAUUUGCCAAAAAGUUAGACCCAUUCUAUCCAAUCAGAGCAAGCUUCCCCUUCUCAUCGUCACGUCUCCGAACAUGAACGUAGCGCCGUGCAGUUCUUUCUUGUAGACUAACAGAGAGGUGGAGUUGCUUUUAAGCAUUGUUUAGUCAACAAGACACAAAAAGGUGGAGGAAGGGUUAUUUGGUGUAGAAUAACCGACUGCAAAACACCCCUCCUCCUUUGCCCCUUACAAAAUGUAUAUUCUGUAUAUAUCUGUGACGUCAUAGUAUAUGAUGUUAAUCGAUUAGUUGUCGUGGACACUGACGCUUGGGAACUUAAAACUCUGGUUAUCUAUGUCCACAAGCAAAGUCUUCACUUUGAUUUUCCAAAAGCACCGUUUUUUUUAAUGAGGUAGUCAUACAAAAACAUAUUUGUUUUAGCUAAUAUCUGGCUACAUGUGUACAUGACCAGAAUUUGCAAAUUAUCCAACUCUACAUUCAGUUGAUUCAGAGGGUGACAAACAAGCCAGGCCAGUUUAACAGCAGGACUCUUCUACUACAGAGCCAUGCUGUUCUAUUACAGUCAAACUGUACUUGGACACUCUCUUCUACCCUGGAAAAAUCUUUGUAUGGAUGGCAGCGCAUGAUGCUUUACAGAAGUUUUAACUGCCCGUGUUUAAGGCACUGUUGGUCACAAACUGAUGGGCUCCUCUCGACCUUAGAGUUGGGGAUGCAUCGAUUUCCAUGAAUUCCCAAAAACAGAUUCAAACUUUGGUUUAUCAGACUGCUGCAUCACUGCUUCUGUUUAUUCCCUGAGUUCUUUCACCUCCUUGUGAUCGUGAUAGGAGGCACAAAACUAUUGUUUGAUUAAUAUUCUUGCACCCUUAACAGAUAAUUCUCUCCUCCCCAGGGUUUGCAGCCUCCCCAACACCACAGCAGCCACAGAACUCCCGAGGCCUUAACGUGGACUUUGACUCUGUAUUUGGUAACAACACCAAUGCCAACAAUCUGGAUGGUACAGGUAACUGCACUUCUUUCCCAGCUGUUAGCCUGCAGACUUCAUGUAGUGUGCUGCCACCUGAAGGUUGGGGGGACAGACUGCAUGUUGGAUCAAACAGCUGGAUACUGAUAUGUUGUGUGUGUGCGUGUGUGUGUGGUUUAUGUGAAGUAUAAUAUGUGAAUCAAGCCUCCAUGUCUCAUUAGCCUGUAAAAGUGGCUUUUAUUGUGUGAUGAAUCUUGCUGUGGUGUUGUGCCAGUUGCACUUCGUCGGGUAAAUGCAAAAAAUCCCUAAACAACCAAGAGUCCACUUUGUCGAUUGGUUUGAACUAGCUUAUCAAAAAGAUUGUUUUUAAAGCCGUUCAGAUGAGUACGUUUAAUAUGUAUUUUCAAGUCUGCAGUAAGUCUCAUAAAAUAAGAAACACGUUAACAGACGUAUGCAGUGGUUUAUGUAGUCCCUGCCAUUGGGAAGGCAAACUGGUUCUUGGACAGUUCACAACUCUGAACCAACAUUCACAGUAGAACAGAACUACACAACCAGCACUAGAGCCACUCUAGUAUACAAAGAUGAUCAGACAAAUGUGAUCAGACAAAUGCUGGUCUUCAUUUCACAAGUAUUCUCAGUGGUAGAGCCGCCACAGUGUAACUGAGGUUACCAAGCGUUGCCCACUGGCCUCAUUGAUGUUUGGUCAUUAUACUCGUGUCUAAAUACACUGAUGUGUUCAAACGCUCCCUCGAGCCUAUUACACACUUCUACUCUGAGCACUCUCACUGGGCUCCACGCUGUUCACAAUCUCACAACAGUUCUCUUCUCUCUUCCCUUGUCCCGGGGUUACACACACUCCCUGGGGCCUUGGCUUUUUGCAUGGCAUAUGCAUGACUGGGUGAGUUGAUACAACACACACACACACACACACACACAAACACACACACACAUACACACAUCUCUCACACAGUUGAAGCCUGCUCUGUUUUCUUGUUGUGUGUGCUCUCAGCCCAGCUUCCUGCCUCACCAUUGCUCACCAGUCUCUCUCUGUCCAUGUUUGUGCAUUUCUGUACUGUCACGUGUUUGUCCUUGUGUGUUACUGUGGUAUUGUUUUCUUGUGUUGUGUUGUGUCUUCACUCGUUCUGGGCCCCCUCCAACCUCUCACCCUCCCCUGCCCUUCCUCUCCUUUCUUUUUGUGCUGCCCCCUUUUCUUUAAGAUGUUUUAGGUGGCAUCCUCAAACCUACAGUGGCAUCCUCACCCAAUCAGGACAUGACCUUGAACGGCCAGCAGCCCCACAAACUAGUGUCUAAUGACCUGGACUCGUCACUGGCUAAUCUUGUUGGCAGUAAGUUCCUUUUAUUGACCGCUAAGAUUUAAACAGUGAAGUUCUCCUUAGGGCUGGUUUGGUUGUGAUGAGUGAACCUGAGUAAGCUAAACAUACUUAAGUCACAAUGAAGUCACAGUAAAGUCAUUUCAAAGCGCAUCAGUUUAUUCCUCGUUCAAGUUUCUUCAUGUUGAAUAUGCCGUAUAUGUCCUGUAUAUGUCCUAUAUAUGUCAUAUAUGUCGCUCAGUAGUAUUGGUGAGGUAAAAGUAGUGAUGCCAUAGGUGUAAUAAUAUUGCUUGGUCUCUAUUGAAAUCAGCUGGUCUGAGGUCAGGGAAAAAUAACCAAAGCUGUAGUGGUUUUUAGCACUUCAGGUGCUGAAAGGGAUAUUCCGGCGUAAAAUUAACUUAGGGUCAAACAAACCAUAACACCGAGUUAGACCAUCUCUCGAGGGGGUGUCUAACUCGGUGUUACAGUGUGUUUGACCCUGAGUUAAUUUUAUGCCGGAAUAUCCCUUUAAGAUUGCACCUCAUUGCACUCUACCAGCUCUGCCUUCUUUAGGACGUACACUAAGCAGGUGAUAGACUGUCAGGCUAAGGGUUUUAGUGACAGCUUGAGAGGGUAGAGGUAUUCUGUUACUGUACUGACACCAUAUUACAGUUUUCUAUUACUCUCAAUUUUUCCCGCAAAAUUUAAUUUGAAAUUUGAUUUAACCUUCAUUUAAUUCUCGAAGAUCAUUGAAGUUUCCCUCAUUCACAAUGAUGUCCAGAUACAACAGAAACGCAUUUAGAACAAUUUAACAAACAAGACAAAGAGGUAAAAUCAGUGAAACCAAUUACAUAUUGAGGUGGAAUUAUUUGAGAUCAUCAUCUUGAAUUUGCCUAAAGAAUCAAGUGUAUUCAUCCUCAGAUCUUGUUGUAGGGUUUUCCACGUUAUAGGAGCACAGUAGCUGAAUGCAGAUUUACCCAAUUCAGAUUAAACUCCUGGGACCUGCAGCAUUAAGCAGUCAGUGGUUGGAGAAGCUGAAUAACAGAGGCAAAGGUUGCUAAACAUGCAAACUAGUUUGAGGGUUUUUCUUCUAACCUUUUCUCCACCAUUAACUUGUGUCAACAUGAUUUUAUUGAGAUUCUGAAGAUCAAGUCUUUGCUCCUCUACUUUUCAGAUUUGGGGAUUGGCAAUGGCACAGUGAAAAAGUAAGAGCUCUCAAAUGAUAUUGGCCUUCAUAUCUUGUGAAUUCAGUAGUCAAGGUAACUAAUACUGUGGCAUGGUCUUUGUAGUGAUCUCCACUGGAGUCAGCCUGGUGAGAAGAAGAUGACAGGUGGAACCAACUGGCAGCCCAAGGCUGCUCCUUCAACCACCUGGAACCCUGCAUCUGUGGUAGGUUUUCACCCUGAAGGAACCACAAGAGCUCGUUAUUUAUGAGUCAGACAGUGAGUCACUUUAUCAAAUUACCUUGAAUCUCAUACUGAGCUAUGGAGCCACUGGAGCAUAUGUUUUGUACAGAUAGAUAAAUGAGUUGUUGGGUGUGGAUGUGGUUUCGGCUUCUGCACCAUUCAAUGAACUGCAAAUUUUUAGCACUUUAGCAUUGGUUAUAUUUCUUAAGUCUGAACGUUGCUUCUUGUUACAAAUACAAGGACUCCAGACUAGCUAGAUCUUAGUCUAGUUGAGCAUGUGUGAGACGUGCAGACUAUUAAGUCCAUGGUGUCCCCACACCAGAACUUCCACCACUUGUGUGACGAUGACUUUUCAACUGUUAGUUUUGGAUUACUUUCCUUCAAUUGUUGCACCAAAAAAUGAAGGUUGGUAUUAAUUAGAGUAUCAUGAUUUACAUAGUAUUGAUAUAAAGUAUUGGUAUUGGUAUUGGUAUUAUUAAAAUCCCCAAAAAUCAUAAUACAGCAAGAGUGUUUACCCUUGAUCAAAAGAUGAAGUGCUCUCUGAUAAGGCUGGAAAAAAAGAUCUUGUUAUUGAAAUAGACCUUGAAACACAAUCCAUCAUAAAAGUAGAACUAAUAUUAUAAAAAUUGAGUUUUGUGUCAUUAUUAACUAUUUGUGGAGUUAGCUGUCUUUAAAACUAACCCAACACUGUCAGAAAGAGAAUUUCUGAGGAACAGCUCUCAGUGCAAUGAAACCGUCUGCGAUGAAAGCUUCACUUUGGCACCAGCCAAAGUGGCUCCCUUGCCAAUUACUGAAUAGUUCAUGAAAGUUGUAUCUCCCGAGAGGGCAGGGCGUUAGACAGAUCUGGGUUUGUUAUCACUGCAGGCUCUGUUGGAAAAGCAGGGUGCUCAAAGAAAGAGUCUGUACCUUCUCUCUCGCUUUGAUUUCUUUCCACAAAGAGCUCUGCACCUGCCAGGAACUAACCUCAGCCCCCAGGACUCACCACCCUCCCUUUACUCUCCCUCUUCUGUGACUGUCAUUUACCUCUCCAAAUUUAUUCAGGCCCGUCACUGAUAAAAAUAGAAGGAUGUCCUUCAGGUCUCGCUGUAUUGCAGUUUUGCUGAAAUUCAAGGCAUUUUCAGUGAAAAGUUCAGUGUUUUCUUUAGGGCUGUCCAUGACUUUUAAAGCUUCGACUAUCACUCCAUUUUUUCCUCAUCAGCACUUCACCCAACUCCCGUUGUCCGCCUAACAUGAAAUAUAUUCAGCCACAAGACUUUGACAUUAAAUGGAUAAAGAUUUACAUCCACAAGACUAUGUGAAUAAUAAAUAGAGGAUCUCCAGCGAUAAACAAGCUAAGCCCCUAAAAACUUGCUCUAGCCAGUGACGGUCCAGCUGGCUGCCCCACCUCACACUCUAUACUUAAAGGAAAACACUGGUCUGUUAUGUAGGGAGGAGGACCUCUGCAGAGGAUUCAUGUCAGUAAAACUUAGUGAACAAAUGCACCGGUUAGUAAAAACAUGUGCCCCGUGUACAGAGGCCAUGGCUCUAGUUGGCUCCUUCUUUGCUACAAGCCUUUGCUGCAUGCCUUCCCCUACUCACUUCUUUCCAUCUCUCUUCAGUUGUUUUAUUAAUAAAUGCAAAAUUUCCCUCCCCCACUACCUAAAAAAAGAAAGCAUUUCCAAAUAAUACUAACCGAUGAUUUUGAAUCUUGCAUCAGGAAGUUCAUUGUCUGCCAUGUUGCUGCUUUCCACUCUUCGGUUGAGGGAUCAACCGUCGACUGAAUUUUGCUGUAUCCUCCUGCUUUCUUCCUGUUUGAGUUUGAAUUAUAUAUUACACUAUACCAGAAUACAACAUGUUGAAUGAAGCAAGCCAAAGUGAGAAAUAUAAGAAGAACAGGGUUCCUACAUAGUUGGAAUUUCCAUACCUUUCCAUACCCUGCUUGUUAGAAUUAUUUUUGGAAAUACCUACUUUUGCAUUUUAGAAAACAGUAAUUUAGAACUAUGGUAAAAGUCUGGAAAGUCUAUUUUUCCAUGCUUAAUUUUUCAUUUUCUAUACUUUUCAAAACCUGGAGACUGAUCAAAUUUAUUUCCAUACUUUUAAUACUUGCUUAAAAAAAUAGUCCUCCUGCCUAACUGCCUACCAGCUUUUAAGCUGCUGAGCAGAGGCAACUGAAAACAAACUUUUCUGUCUUGUUUUAUAACAAAUAUAACUUUGAUGACAAAAGUAUGACAGUGAAAUGCUUGACAUUAGAGUGUUUGUAGAAAAGGGUUCAGAGGCACCCUGGAACCGUGGCUCUGCCCUGCACAAUGUGUGUCAGAUAUCGCCGUGUCCUGAUUUUGCACAAAAAAAAAUUUUUUUUUUUGUUUGUGUCACUUCAGGCACCAUCUGUCAUGGCCUUCCCUGCAACCACACCUACGGGCAUGAUGGCAUAUGGAAUGGUAAGUCAGCUGGGACUUGUUCAGGAUUUCACCCCAUCACGCAUACUAUAGCACACACACACACACACACACACACACAGACACACACACUGGUUCAUAGACAAAGACUCUGCUGGGAUGCAAUAUUGGGGCUUUUACCUAAUGUAUAUAAAAUGCAGUGACCCUGUUUUAUAAACUGAACUAGAUGGUUUUCCAUUAAAGGUAAUACAUAUCUUUGAGGUUGAUUGUAAAUAUUUCUGUCACUGAAUGAGUCUCUACACCUGAUGGAAUUGACCGCCCCCAAACCUGUAUGGACAGAAGUUUCCAUUUUUAGAUUUUUUUUGGCUCAGACAUGAAUUCAUCAACAUCUUGUUUUCUGUUUGUUUGUUUCUUUGUUUGUUUUCUCUGCACCAGCCUCCUAACAUGGGCUCCGUGAUGAUGACACAGCCCACUAUGAUGUACACCCAGCCUGUGAUGAGGCCAGCCAACCCAUUUGGGGCAAAUCCAGGUGCACAGGUAAUGGAUGUCUACAGCUGCAAAAUCACACUCCACUAAUUCCACAGUUAGGUGUAGUGGUUUGUUUUGGCUAGCAAUGUAAUGCACAAAUGUAGGAUUUCUGGGCAAAUCCACUCCACCAUAUUAACUCUGCUAAAAGGGUUUGACAAAGUCAUAGUCAGGGUCCAACUGUUAGAUCAUCCUUAAAGCCACCAGACCCCAACUGCAUGAACAGUUAUUUUACUGAUUAUACAACAGGUCAUAGGAGUUGUGAUUUUGAUGUCUACAGGUGCAUCUCAGUUCUGUAAAGCUGCAUCCUUACAUCCCACUCUUGUGUCAUGAAGAUGUACAGAGAGAUGCAAGAAAAUUAAAUCAGGAAGAGAAGCAAGAAGGAAAUGUGUUUUAAGAAACAUGAGACAUCCUCUUCAGCAGAGCGUUAAGUGAAGCAAUGUCCAUUUGUGAUGAUGGUAUCAGCUGAUCUGAUCAGCUGUGAGUCAGCUUGAUAGUUGUUUGUUUCUGUUAUAAUUGAUAAAACACACAAACCUUUUUUCUCUGUUACCUAUUUAACAAACACCUGCACAUGAAGGACUAUUUCUGCCAGCGAAAUGCAUCAUAGUUAUUUAUUUUCAUUUACUGAUAAACUAAUUAUGAGACUUCAGGUCCAGUGGAAAUCACAUCACACUUUUAUCAAACCUGAUGUUCAUUAAUGACUAACUGUAUGUGAAACCAUGUUGACGUGAUGAUGAAUAUAACAAGUGUUCACACUGAAAGACUCUCUCUUGAACUUGAACCCAUAAUGAAAUCAAGCAGGAGAAAAAAAUCUUCAUUUAAAGAAAAAAUCUCUAUAACGAUGAUGAUAUUAGACAUGAUGACUUUUUUCUUAGAUAGUGGUUUAGAAAACAAAUCAGAUCUCCACUCUGUAGAGAUGAUUUUUAUUCUUGAUUUGAUGAAAGUUAUGGAAGUCCUAUCAAACCCUUUUCUCACUUUAAUCCUACCACAUAUUGACUGUUUAGAAACAGACAUAUAUCUCUGAUCUGUUUCAUGGUCCUUCUCAGUGACUGUUCUCAUCCUCUUUUCACCCAGCAUCUAAAAAAGCUUUACGAUUCUCCUUGACAUGGUUGACCUGAAAGUGCUUUUAAUUAUAUCAAGACUUGAGGAAACAUCGUUUUAGAGAACUGAGACAUCAGAUCAUAAUUAUGAUCAAAUAUUAGCUGUCUCAAGCUCCAUUUGGACCUCCUUUAAAAUAUAAGUAUCCUUACAGCAUCACUAUAUUAAAUAGUCUUAUUCUUAAUAAUGAUAAGUACAGUGUGCAACUGUGCAUUACUUAACUGUUGGCACCUUAUCUGUUCUCUGACCCGACAGCUGAACUAUAGCUCUUAUUUUGGGUCCUGUCCCAUCAUCAGCUCUCUCUUUCACUUCUCCUCUGCUUUUAUUUUCCCCUCUGACCCCCUCUGCGCCUCAGUCCCCCACAACUUCUGGUCCCUCCAGUUUCAGCCCCCUCAGAGCGCCAGGGAAGGACCCCUUUGCCCAACUCUUUCUGCAGAAUUUUUUAUAGAGCAUCUUUUAGGUACAGCUUUUCUUCUGUGUGUGCUUACCUUCAUCUCCAGCUCUCUAGUGUGAUGGCAAAGUGCAUGUUGUGUCUCAGACUGAUCACAACACUUUGCUGUGAGAUACUCUCACGCCUGACCUCACCGCUGGCUGAUUAGCACACUGCCCUCUGCGCACACGCUUGUGUCUGAGUGUAUGAGCUUUAGUUUCUUUGCUCCGCAGGGAUUGAAGCUAGUUUCACAUUUGCGUUUUCACACAGGCAUGUGUUUGACGUGUCUAUAAAGAUGUGCAUGUCACCAUUUCAGUUUUAACAACUCUGAUUCAGUUCCAGUUCAUAUUGACUUUUGAUUCUGAUUCUACAAUUUUUAAAGAAUAAAAAGUGAUAUUGAAAAAUAAAUUCUUUUGUCUAUCUCGCCCUCCAUAACUAAAGUGAACCUAGUUUCUGCAUGACAGGGUCUCUUCCUAGGCUUGUGGGUGGAGGAAUUAUCUCUGAACUUGUAUCCUUAAAUACAUUUAAUGUAUUUUUAGACAUGAUGAGCUCAGCUGUUUUUUGUAUCCAAGUGUAACGAGACGUUACUACAGCUGCAACUGCUACCUCUAGCUGUGGCAGGGGAGUUUCUGUUAAAAGGAGACAGCAGCCCAUCUUAUAAUAUACAGUACAUUUCUUUAAAUUCAGGCUUUGUUGAAGAUUUAGACAUGAUUCCUUGUUUGCAUGAAACAGCUUUGCCACACAUGUUGCACUUUGCUAUAUCAUUAACCCUAGACAAACUUUUGACCACUUGCUUUAGUCCGCUUUGAUCCUCUUCUUUGCUCAUGUACACUGUCACAAAUUAUAUGAUGAUGCAUCAGCACCGCAGCUCUGGCAGAUAAAUCUCUGACGGUUAUUCCUGAACAGGGAUGGGAAUUGAUAAGAUUUUAUAUCUAUGCCCUUACUGAUUCUGCUUAUCAGUCCAGUUCUUUAUCAAUUUUGUUAUUGAUUUUUAUGGACUUCUCUUUAUGUAGCAUAGUCAGCUGACAGUAGAAAUGACAGUAUCUCCCUAAAAAUAAUACAUAAACCAUCACAGAUUACAAAGUAGGGGUGUCCUGAUACAACUUUUUUACCUCCGAUGCUAUACCAAUAUUGUAACCUUCAGUAUUGUCUGAUUUUGAUUCGAUGUUAAUUACUGCCACAGGGCCGACACUCCUAAUCCUUGGUACUUUAUUAGUACCUUAGUACACAUUGUUGUUGUGAUCACAUGGGCUCUACAUGCUGGAUCCAGGUGCUGCUGGAUAGAGGUGCUGGAGCUGAGUCUAGAAUGGACUGCUUGUAUCGGAGUGCUGAUAUUGGAGAUUUAGAUGCAGGCCGAUAUAAUCCGAUAUUUGAAUUUUGGCUGAUAUCGAACCGAUAUCUGAUAUUAAUAUUGUAUCGGGACACCCCUAUUACAAAGCAGAACUAUUACCUGAGAAGUCGCUAUUUUCUUUCUUUCCCUUUUUUAGCUAAAUUUGCCAAACCAAAACUGCAGCCAUGUGGGUUUAAUUCUGGGUUUUUUUUAUGAAGUCCCAGGUGUUGAUAAAUUUUGACUCUCCAAAAAUCCACAGAAAAGCUGUCAAAAGCAGCACAGACAUUUACUUCCAUGACUUAUGGCACUAGGGUCCUUUGUGAUGGAGCUCUGGUUACUGGUCAUGCCACCUGUUGAACCUCUGAAAGACUAAAGUCAGAGACUUGACUCUGUUGUUUCUUCUUAUUCCACCAGAUGCAGUUUAUGUAACCUGACUGGGGGGAGGAGUCUUUCCCGUUUCAAGAUGAUUCACGACAAAGUCAAAUAUCCAAGCAAACCUGCCGUUUGCCUCUAAUGAACUCACCUCUCUGGGAUAGGAAGGCCCAAAUAAGACAUGUUGAAUAAACCAUGGUGACUUGGAGCUGUGCAGCUGUGUCCAUCUCAGAGAGGCAUCACAGUGGACAUUGUGCCCAUCUCGUCACGUCUAACUCACGGAAGGAGGAGAGGAGUGUGUGCUGCCAUUCAAAACCAUGUGGACGUGAAUCAGUCUCCACUGAUUCCUGGACUAAGAGGAGCACAACACCCUGAAGGGAGAGCUUUCUGACAUCAAUAAUCAUGUAUCUGAAAAAAUAAACAAACAGUGAUGUUGGAGUUGCCUUUAUGUUCCUCUUUCUCCAGGCCAGGCUGUAAAAGUCACUUCCUUUAAUUAUCAGUCAUGAUUAACUCAGCCCAGAUUAGGAAAAAAACGUCAGCUCCUCAUUAUACCACACAACUUUCUUUUCUUUCUUUUUAUGUAUUGUUUGCAGUAGACAUUCCUUGUGUAUUGUUUGUAUUUAUUUAUGAUUACCAACAGAGAGGAUGAUGAAAAAGAAGUAUGGAAAUAGUCACUGACCUCCAUCAUGUGGGAGGUUUUCAGGUUUAUACAAAGGUAUGAUUGCUGGUUGAAUUGGAUUUUUGAGUGAUUGAGAUGAUUUGUUUGAAAAAGAAUUUAAUAUAAAGUUAUAAGAGAUGACAUGUUUUGCUUGUGGAGCACUAAAUAUUCUCUGUAUUUGCAGGUUGCCUAGUACAGUAAUCUGUGGCUGGAAGGCUCAGAUUGAAGAUGUGUGUGUGAACAGAAUUAACACGUUAAAAUGAAUGGGGUGGAUUUUCUCUGAAUCUGGCAUUGGGUCAUCUUUCACAUGAGCAGAGCACUACAUUUAGUGAUUGAGGCAGCAUUAAAUUGGAAAGGAAUCUGCAUUUAUGCUUUGAAGCUUUAGGCAUGCCAUUUUUUCUUCGAUUUACAAAGCUCCUGGCUGCCCUUUUUCCCACCUGAAUGUGCAGGGUCCCGUUCAUGCUCAGAUCAUGUUUCUAUACAAAACGAGAGGGAGAGAGAGCAGUUGUAGUUAUAGACUGUUAUUAAUAGAAAGGGUUGGAUGUGAAGCAGUCUGGAUGUGCGGGAGAAUAGAGCACUGUUGAUCGGUGCUUUGGGUAUAAAAAACUUAUCCUGCCAUUUACAGGACUGCGGAAAGACGGUCUGAACAUGAAAGUGACCCUUUAUUCAUUAACUGAGCAUAUUUGCUGUAUCAACCCUUAAGAUUAUAUUUUUUUUGUUUGAUUUUUUCCAAUAAAGUGCAAGCUUCAACUCUUC
This is a messenger RNA of Xyrichtys novacula (pearly razorfish), 42502 nucleotides long. The record is from the annotation of a GenBank genome assembly. NCBI's taxonomy places the organism in Eukaryota, Metazoa, Chordata, Actinopteri, Labriformes, Labridae.